GAGUGGUGGCUGUGUACAGCAGUGAGGUGGUGGCCCAGGUCGCCUAGCUCGUAGCCACCUUCCCCAACUUAGUUUGCGUCUGGCAUUCGUUGUGCCAGGGUGUCGUUGCUCUGUGUGAUAAUUAACUGUGCUCGCUCUAUCCCUAGGCCUAGUCUGCGCGUUUGGCGCACGUUGUUGACACUGAGUCCCGUGUUUCGUGGGGACAAACCUUGACGAUAUUGAUGUUGUUAAUCGAUUUCCCGCUGAGGUGAAAAGAUAGCCGUGAAUAUUAGGUAUCAGGGAUUAUAUUCACAGUAAGAAGAAAGAAGAAGAAGAAGAAAAAAAAGCUUCAUUUCACGCCCUGGAAGAGGAAGUCGAACUGCGGCGUCUUCCCUAUGUGAAAUUCUCUACAGAAAACCCCUGAACGGAAUUGCAAAUGUCAGCCUUAUACUCUACGGACUCGGCCAGAUGAGAUAUGGCUUCCGUGGAGAGCUACGAGAGAGUGGAAUGGAAUUGGAAAUGUAAACGCUUGAUUAUUUGUUGGCCUACUGCGUUCGUUCAUUGACUGGAUGACCGAUGUACGAUAAGUGAGGUUUGUAUUUCGGGAGAAACCGAGAAUUCCCCCCAGAACAACCCACGUUCAGUGAAUGGCAGACUGACGUUCGAUUGGUGAUUUAUAUUUCAGAAGAAAACGUUGCAAUUUCCCCGACUUGCUGCUCACGUUCGUUUUGUUGGAAGGAUGACUGAUGUACGAUUAAUGAUUUAUACGUAUAAAAUCUAAAAGUCGUUCAUAUUGAGAAACUGACGCAUGCACAGUGAUUUAUCCACCUGGAAAAAACUAGUACUCCUUGACUAGAAGGCUGAUGGACAAUACAUGAUGAAUAUGUAGGAAAAAAUGUAGGAUAAAAGAAAAAAUAACAUCAUUAGUGUGAUGGCUGAUGUACGAUAACAUUAAACAACUCGAUAAGGAAAGCGGAAGGGGAACUUAUACCGCUCUGAGAUAGACAUUACCGACGGACGGUAAAAUUCAUAUGCAAUAACUUUCAAGCGAAGCAUGUCUUUGAUAUCUGGGAGAGCAUCUCUGUUUUGCGUACGAGAUCACACAGCCAUCUGGUGGUUGUAAGCGAGAAAGGGCCUUGGAUUCGGACGAAGCCUGCGAGAGGGUAAUCGAACCGUUUCGGAACUAGGAUGGAACCGGAGACGAAGUCGUCUUCUUCUCCUUCUUUCACCUCUCAGCAGGACCGGCGCUCUGGGCGGGACAGGAGGAAACUAGGAGUCAGCGGCAUGAUCACUAUUCUGCUCUUCGGAUGGACAUCCUUUGCCACGGCCUCCAUUCGACCCAACGUCGUGGCGGAGAUCCCAGGGCUAGAUGUAGGUCCACUCAUAUCCGUGACGAUAGCGAAAGGAGAUACGGCCAGACUGCCUUGUCGCCAUCCAACCCACUCCGACGACACAGUCAGCCUCGUCCUCUGGUACCUCAACCACACCUCCAGACCCUUUCUAAGUUACGACGCCCGGGACAAGAACGACCAGAGCGAGAUCAAGAAGAGCCGCGGAAAGCGAUCUUGCGAGACGACCUUCGGAAGAAAGCUACAAGACAGGAGAAGGAGGAAUAGCGACGAAACAGGAGGAGGAGGAGGAGGAGGAGGAGGAGGAGGAUGUCAGAUAGUGGCUCCUGACCUCGCCUUCGAGGGAGGAGACCGGAACUCCCGAGAACUCUCCGGAUGGCUCAGCGGCGCAGACGGAGGGUUGUACAGCUACUCGGUUCGAGGGCGAGAUCGCACGGGCGGGAAGAAGAGGAGAUCGAGUAGGAUGUCCCUCGAGGGGGGAGGAGGGACGUCUCUCGUGAUCCGCGAAGUCACUCGGAAGGACGAGGCCGAGUAUAGAUGUCGCGUACACUUCCGCUUGUCGCCUACGUGGACGCAGAGACUCCUCCUCACCGUUGCAGAGACGAUCUAUGACGUGGAAUUGACGGAUACCACUGGCAUGCCCUUGGAAGGCCCAAGUGUCGGUCCGCUGGCGGAGGGCGACAGCCUCUCUCUCGCUUGUCAAGCCAAUCAUGGGGAUUCCAAGGUCCUCAGCCUGGACUGGCUUCUGGAGGGAGUCGAGAUAGACACGACCUGGGCCUCUGCUGAGAAGGGCGUGGUGAUUAACCAGCUCACCAUAAGCGGACUGGAACAGAGGCACCGGAAUUCGCGUCUCACGUGUCGCCUUACAACUUCCGACCCGGCGCAUGCGCACAUUUCGGCCAACAUCACCGAUGCCUCUAUUAUCAUCACGAUGUUCUGGUCGCGUCGUGUCAGUCACUGGGAGAAGGUGGCGUCGGAACAACACUUCGCUCGUCAUCUCGCCCGUCAAUCGCAACGACUCCGGGUUGUACACUUGCCUCGCCUCCAAUUCCGAAGGGGACGGACACUCCAAUGCCGUCCAUCUCAAAGUCGCUCAUGCUCCUUACUGCUCAGGGAAUCCACAAAGUCAACUGGUGGUGGCCGCAAACAAGACCAUAAAAUUAUCCUGUCAAAUGGAAGCGGUUCCUAAGGACAUCUCCUUCACUUGGAUGGUGGCGCCUCCACCGCCUAUGCCCAUACCCAAGGCAGUCGACCCCAAGGGCAUGGUCAUACCGGAGAGGGGUGAAAUACCCCAGCAAAUACCGCAUCUCUCGAACGUCCUGAAUUUACCGCCGGGUCAGGCCCUGCCCUCGGACCCUGACUAUAGGAUGACGCACAAUCCCAUGUCCAAGGAGGUACCUCCUUUGCCUCCUUCGUGGCCGAAAGAGGACGACCUUCUCGCUAAGGACUCCCUUCUGCCUCAUCGCGUUGAUCCUUCGUCACCGGUCAAGUCUUACGCCACCAUCACCCCAACAGCUCCGAUUCAAGUCAUUUGCUACGCGAGAAAUCGCGUAGGACGUACACGGGUGCCGUGCACGUAUGCGCUCAACGUGGUCGAGCCUCCAGGUCCUCUGCAGAGUUGCAACAUCACGGGCAUUAGCGAGACGAAGCUGGAGGUCAAAUGCGAUACCCACGCCCACCUACGCAGUACCAACGCCUUAGAUGACGCCGGCCAUAUUCACCACUCGCCAAGCCUAGGAUACGUCAGGUCGCCAGAAGCAAGUUCUAGAGCAAAUCUCGAGGUCUGGACGGGAAAUACCCUUUUGGCCAACGUGAGCAACCCGAGGCCCGAGUUCAAAGUUCGGGGCCUACCCCCCGGGGCCUCCCUCAAACUUAUCCUGUACUCGGCCACGGCGCACACCAGGUCGUCUCCCGUUUACAUGUACGCAAGGACCCCACCAAGAACAACUGUUCAUCUGACAGUGCCCCCAUCGCUGACGGAGGCGCCCAAACCCGAGGAGAAGGCCAAGAGGCCGUCGGCGGACUCGGGCGGCGGAAUGGGCGGGCUAGGGGUGGCGAUAGCGGUACUGGUGGGCGGUGUCGGCCUGAGCAUCUUCAUCCUCGUGGCCGUAAUUAUGCUCAUGAGGAGACGUCAGCGGAGGAGACUGGCCGAGGAGGAGAUCACAUCCGAACACCUGCCCACAGGAGAUUCUAAAGAAAUAUUAGCACUGAAUAUCCCCGUGGCUCCUGCCGAAAGUGAGGUCCCACACAUCGCACUGACCUCCCACACUCCUCCUCCCCCAAAGAUGUUGUCAAGGAGUAGCGAACGACUGUGUCGAGGAAGCAAGGAAUCGCUCAAGAGCUGUGGCCAGAUCAGCCUCCGAGGGGAGAGGGCCAGUUGUAGCAGAGACCGACUGGACAUCGCGGGCAAGGCGUCCCCAAGGGCGAAAUAGCUGGACCGCUCUGUUUUUGUCAUCAUGGAAGCGCUUACUCGACGGCCCCGUACGUCGGGAACCGUGUGAGCUGCAAAAUAAAUCAAUAAACAAGUGCUGUUCUUGGUUGAAUUGUGUGGUAUGGUAGCGUUUUUUUGUGUCUGCUUCAUUUUGAGUGCGAACUUUGGCAUCAUAACACCAGCGAUUACCGAAGCGAGAAACGACAUGAUGUACGUCAACCCAAAGAAUCGUGAGAGCAUAUUCAUCAGUGUAUGUUUGUUGAAACAAAGGAACACUGCCAAGGUGAAGAGAUAUUCAUAGUUUAAUCAGAGGACGGAUUACGAAAGAAUAGUAUAUAUUGAAUUGGAACAAAACAUAACAAUAAUAAAAUGAACUGUGACCCGUUUCUUUUACAUUUUACUCCUUACACAAUCCUGAUUUAUUUGUGCUUAUUCUGUCUGUCAGUCUGUUUACUUGUCUGUCUGUCUGUCUGUCUCUGCUUAGUAAAUUGUGCUUCUCUGAGCCCCUAGAUCUCUUGCCUGUUUCCUAAGCAGAGAAAAAACUCCUUCAUGUGUCUCAUUUGUUGGUGGUGUGAAGGAAACGAGUCCGCCACGUAAAGGACUUUCAAGAACGAGACUGGUGAACGUGAAAGAGAAAAAUAUAAACAAAUAUAAAUAUAUAUUAAUAACCUUUAUAAACAGAACUGAGACGAGAGAUAACUGGGUCCCACCUAACGGAAAACAGUAGAACGAAAAAGGUGAAGUUAAAUUAGUAUUCUUAUUUGCGAGUAUCGUGGGAAGAUUUAAAUUUCUAAUCCCUUUUCUGGGCACUAAAUCGGGGAUACCAAGAUUUUAGGAAUUUUUGAUGGGACUGCUUUGUUUUGGUAUGUGAACUUCUUGUGAUUCCGUAGCAAUAGAAUAUACAUAUUUACUUCUGGAAUUAUAGGGACAACUUUUUGCAUAAGCACACUCGAAGAGUAUUUCAGUUCUGUUUCGAAAACUAUCGGAUCUACUUUUGUCAUGUGCUUGGUGAAUUUCUUUUCGAUAUGGACGACGUGCGUCUCGUUGCAAAGUGUACUUGCUUUCACUGUCUUUCGACGAACGAUAUAACUCCUAAUAAUCCCGUUUCGUGCACAGCCAUACACAAGACACAUGUUACCCGGUCGAGAGUUCGGUGCAAAUGUUUUUUGUUUUUUUGUACGAUAUUCCGUGAGCAUCCAGUAAAAACAAAAGUCGUCUCGUCUCGUGAUGCAUCUAAGUGACAUGAACACUGCUGCAGCUUUAUCGAGGAGUUAUGUCUUAAUGCCUAACAUUUAGGUGAUUUGACAAGCAAGCAGGAUGCAGUGAGGACACGCGUCGCAGGAAUCACACUCGUGUCUCUAGCUUUUAUCUGAGCUGGCGAUUCAAACGAGCACAUACUCAAGUCAUCCGUUUUGUUUUUACUGGUGUUCGCAGCCUUCUUCGGCUCUGUAUCGUCUGGGACAUUUCCUAAAGGACGUUUUGUACAGUUACGAAAGAUCGUUAUUAUCAAAGACACCGGACGUUAAACAUGACGAAGCAACACAGUUUUCACAGUGUGAUUUCCUUGUCAUUUUGACACUGUUUUACUAAGUAUAUUUUGUAAUAAAGUAUUUUGUAUCCUA
Messenger RNA from Macrobrachium nipponense, 5381 nucleotides. RefSeq lists its product as uncharacterized. NCBI's taxonomy places the organism in Eukaryota, Metazoa, Arthropoda, Malacostraca, Decapoda, Palaemonidae. The record is from RefSeq and is a predicted model, not a curated record.